CGCCAAGGAGGAUCACUAGGUUAUGUCGGCGUUUUGAGAAAUAUGUUAUUUAAACCUUAGCAUUAAUGAUAUUUAAAUAAUUAUACCUUUUCACACUGAUUAAAUUGUACAUUUUCAAAAAAAUAUACAAAAUAUGGACGGGAUCGAUGAAAAUGAGGUGGUUGAGUGUUUUAAUGAAGCCGCAACUUGCAGGGACAAUGCCGAAAGACUCAAAUUAUUUCUUAAAAUACAGGAAUUCCUUAUUCACAGAUCCCCAAAUUUAUUGCCAAAGUAUCUGCAGAAUGUUUUGAACUUCACGUCAGAUAAAAGUGGUGACAUAAAAAAGGCAUUAGUUGGCUUUAUUGAAGAAGUCUGCAAGUUAAGAGAAUCUCUUAUUCCAAAAAUCAUGCUGUGUCUGCACCUUUUGCUUUGUGAUGAGUCAAUCCCAGUUCAGAAGCGAGUAAUCCAGGCUGCCAUUACAAUAUACAGGAAAACAUUAGCUUGGUUGUGCAAAGCCACCAAUAUUAAUGAAGAAAUGGAAGCAGCAUGGAAGCAGUUAAGUACUAUUAAGCUAGAAAUUGCCAACAUGAUUGAUAGUGACAAUGAUGGAAUAAGGACAAGUUCAGUGAAGUUCUUAGAAUGUGUAAUUCUAUUGCAAACCCAUCCUGAUGAGGUAGAGAAUAAGCGCGAAAACGACUUCUCACUGGAUGAUGUGCCUAUGACUCUCAAAAUUGCCAGAAGGCGAAGGCUAGAAGAGGAGGCAGAUAAUUUGUUUGAUGUUCUGGUUAAGUUCCAUGGGUCCCCACACAUCAGUAGUGCUAAUUUGUUGGCCUGUAUUGGAGUAUUAAGGACAAUUGCUAAAAGCAGAGCUAAUUAUAUGGAAAAAGUGGUGGGUGCUAUUAAUUCAUUGUUUAAUAACUUGCCACCCACUUUAACCACAACUCAACAAAACGCCGUUCGAAAGAAAUUGAAAUCCGAAUUGUGCGGCUUAAUAAAACAUCCAGCAGCCUAUGAAUUCAUUGAUAAAAUAACUCCAAUGCUCCUGGAGCUGGGUUGUACACAAUCUGAAAUCACCAAACUUACUCCAAAACCUGAGGACAUGAAGAAGUAUACCAAAAGGACACUUCCAGCAGAGUCUUACCUGCAUCAGUCUAAGAAACCUAGAUUAGAUACAAAUUUUGAUUAUGAUAAUGACACUAAUGAUUCACCAUCAGUUGAACUCACCCCACUUGAAGCUAAUGAUCAAUUUGUACAAGAUAAUUUAACGUUGGAAAAGACUGUUUAUUUAAUUAUAACUUCAAUACCCAAACUUCCUAGCACAAUGCCCCAAGAAUUCGCCAGAGAGUACAACAAAUUUGUUCAAAGUGGUAGUAUUGGAAAGUCCCAUUUGGCCAGUAUUUUAGCCAAGCAGUUUUUGGAAAACGGCGUUGGACCUGGGGCUCAAAUGAUCAGUAAUGAAAAAGCACCAGAACAACCAGCAAGCAGGAAGCGUGAACGAGAUAUUGACGACCAAGAAAAGGAACCGGAGCCUAAGGUCGCAAAGAAAGAGAAAUUAAAAAUGCCGAAGAUCAAGACCUUAAAACUGAACGAAAUCACAAAACCAUUGGAACAGGGGACGAAGGAAACGAUGCUGGUGUCGAGCGUUAAAAGGAUUUUGUCUAGUGAGAAAAGUGUUAUUCAAAACGCUUACCAAAAAAUUGCCACCCUGUUUGCCACCACCUUCGACCCAAUGGUCAGAGAUGCGAUCCUGAGCCAUCUGUUGUCGGACUUGAAGUCGCACAUCGAGUUGGCAAUUGCACUCCUCUAUGAAGAGUACAGCAUCAUGCAGAGAUUCACAAAGAUCCCCCAAGUCCGCAAAGGGUCCAGGCCAGACCAGGGUUACAACAAGCUCUUCUCCAUUUUCAUUAAUUCAUCCUCCCAUGACCCCGUCAUCAUCAACAAGCUCCUCAUGGAGUCACCCAUGGUCACCGACGAAGCCAUGCACCAAAUUAAGGACAUGUGCACGGACGAAACACGCAGCAGAUGGGUGUUCAAUCUCCUAAGAGACCUCACCCUCAGAAAACCACCCAAACAACUGACCUACCUCAACACGCUGCUCUCGUAUACAACAUACGAGUCCAACACGAUAAGAGAUAACGCCAUAAGUCGCGUUUUGGAGUUACACAAGCGACCCAAACUGAGCUUAAUCAUCGAGGAGUUCGCCCGAAUGAACAUGGAGUUUUUGAAGCUUCCCAGCCCUCCCGACUCGUUAAGUGGCCCGGACCAAGGCAGGUUGAAGGGUGAAACUUGGAGCGACGACUACAUCAAGGCAUGUCUCUUGCCUUACAUAUCAUUACUUCCCGGCAACAGCAGCCUAAUCCACGACCUUUCCAAAGUUUACGUGGCAACCAACCCGGACAUCAAAAGAGUAAUUCUGCGACUAAUAGAGGCUCCGGUGCGCACCAUGGGGAUGGACAACCCCGAAUUACUCAAGUUGGUUGAAGACUGCAACAAGGGUUCCGAAACGUUGGUCACUCGAGUCAUCCAUGUCCUUACCGAUAAGGGACUGCCGUCUCCACAGUUAGUGCAGAGAGUUAGGGAGUUGUAUAACACGAGAGUCAACGAUGUUCGGUUUCUUAUACCGGUCCUCAAUGGGCUGACUAAGAAAGAAGUGAUUGCAGCCUUACCCAAACUGAUUAAACUCAACCCCGUGGUCGUACGAGAAGUGUUCAAUCGAUUGUUGGGUCUCCACGGCGAGAGCCCCAUAAGCCCGACUGACCUUUUGGUGGCCUUACAUGUCAUUGAUACUAACAAGGCGGAACUGAAGACGGUCAUUAAGGCCACCUCAAUGUGCCUUCAAGAAAAACAGGUGUAUACUCAGGAAGUUAUGGCUGUGGUUUUGCAACAGUUAAUGGAACAGACCCCCAUACCAACGUUGUUGAUGAGGACCGUAAUCCAGUCUCUAGGAAGUUACCCUCGGUUGUCAGGGUUCGUCAUGAACAUCCUUCAACGCCUAAUUCUCAAACAGGUAUGGAAGAACAAAGUGGUGUGGGAAGGCUUCGUGAAGUGUUGCCAAAGAACGGUGCCUCAAAGUUUCGCCGUACUGAUGCAGCUGCCGCCCUUGCAGUUGAAUGAAGCACUGGCGAUGUGUCCGCAGCUGAAGGAGCCUCUGCGUGACCACCUCCUAACCUUCACCGAUGGUCAAAGAGCCCACAUUCCCAUAACUAUCCAAGAGAUAGUGUUAGGACAAUACAGACCUCAGCCCGUGCCACCUCCAAAACCGAUGGAAAUAUCAGCUAACGAUUUUCCUAUUCCUGCGAAGUCCCCACCGCCAAUCAUGGUGGCUCCUACGGAGCCUCUACCACCUGGGAUGGAAUAGCGUCCACUUCGUCCAAAACUCCAAAAUAUAUUGUUAUUUGUUUUGUAUCUUUUUAUUUGUAAAUGAAAUUAUUAUAUUUUAUAUAAUAAAUUCAGGAUUGAAACCUCAA
Messenger RNA from Aethina tumida (small hive beetle), 3446 nucleotides. RefSeq names its product symplekin (gene Sym). NCBI's taxonomy places the organism in Eukaryota, Metazoa, Arthropoda, Insecta, Coleoptera, Nitidulidae. The coding region runs from base 134 to 3337 and encodes 1067 amino acids. The transcript has 8 exons. Gene Ontology annotation, cellular component: mRNA cleavage and polyadenylation specificity factor complex. The record is from RefSeq and is a predicted model, not a curated record.